Molecule: messenger RNA, 1174 nt
Organism: Topomyia yanbarensis
Lineage: Eukaryota; Metazoa; Arthropoda; Insecta; Diptera; Culicidae
Product: protein obstructor-E-like
Exons: 5
Coding region: 189-893 (234 amino acids)
Cellular component (GO): extracellular region
Molecular function (GO): chitin binding
Source: RefSeq, a predicted model, not a curated record
ACUGAGCUCGCUAGUUCAUUGAGGUCUUUUGAAGUGUUUGGUGGUGUGUCACGAGCAACGCCCAACGAAAUCGCGAACCAGGACUAGAGAGAAAUAACCGGCAUUCAAGUGCCCCACAGUGCCACAGUGGAAAUACAGAAUACUUUUGAUUUGUGUUAGUUUUUAGAAUACCUGCGAUAUUGUUCAAAAUGAAUAGAAUAUUAGCAGCUUGUUUGUUACUGACUGCAAGUGCUUAUGCACAGCAGUUCAAAUGCCCAGUAAAGGAUGGCCAAUAUGAAGAUCCAGUUCAAUGUGAUAAGUUCUAUGAGUGCUAUGAUGGUCGUGCCACUGAAAAACUAUGUCCAGAUGGACUAGUAUUCGAUCCAACGAUUCGAAAAAUCAACAAGUGCGAUCAGCCCUUCAACGUGGAUUGCGGAGACCGAUUAGAAUUGCAACCACCCAAAGGCAAAAAUCUUUGUCCCCGCAGAAAUGGAUUCUUUGCUCACCCAGAUCCUGCAGUGUGCAACGUUUUCUAUAAUUGCAUUGAAGGUGAAGCUAACGAGAUUACUUGCACGUCUGGACUGCACUUCGACGAGUACACAGGCACCUGUGUAUGGCCAAAUGAUGCAGGUCGCCAAGGAUGCAAUCCUGGAACUAAUAAGAAGCUAAAAGAUGGUUUCACCUGUCCAAAGGAUCAAAAGACUGACGAAUCUGGCCAGAGCGUAGCGCAUCCGAAGUACGCACACCCGACUGACUGCCAAAGGUUCUACGUUUGUUUGAACGGUGUUGAACCACGCGAUCUUGGAUGCCAAGUUGGCGAGGUGUACAACGAAGAAACUGAGCGAUGCGAUGCUCCAGAAAAUGUGCCUGGAUGCGAGGACUGGUAUAAAGACAGCGAGGAGAAGAAGCAUUAGACUGCAUCGUCAAUCCAAAACAUUCGAACACUCACUAUCAUUGAUCAUUCAUAAGACUACAUGUUGUUAGACAUAUUUGGAUAUAGUUAGCUUAUAAAAAAAUUUCUAAAUCGUGUCGAUAUUGCGGGACAAACAGAAAAAUAGUCUGAAGCAUGAAGAUAUUCCGUAUAUGGACAAACUGUUCACAUAAGAUUGAUUUAUUCAAAAUAUGUUCUUAAAUAAGAUGAAAAACUUUUAUAAAAAAAUAAAAAUUUGGAAAAAAAAUUCACCACAAAUCAAAA